AUGGAGAACAUUAAAACAGUCCCACUACCACAAAAAGCGGUAAUUGUCAGUAUUGUGAUAUUAAUUCUACUCAUUUCAUAUUCGCUUAGAAGCAGCAAUGACGUUGAAGUAAAUGAUGAAGAAAGAAAUAUUACUCUUUGUCAAAUACGUGCUCAAUUCGAUGGAUCGGAUGGAUUUGAUGAUCGAACACUUCUUUCAUUAUUGGCAGAAUUAAAAAUGCAGGAUUUUUUAAUCGGACAACCUGUAUGGGGACCAUUGGAUACUCUUAUUUAUCUAUGCGAGCAUCGUCUUAAAGUAGGUUUGAAGCUGUCAAAACUUGAAAGAGCAUUACACAAUGUGAUAAGAAAUGGCCGUGAAUCAUCCACACAUCUUGCUUGGUCGUGUGCUUGA
This is a messenger RNA of Rotaria socialis, 390 nucleotides long. NCBI's taxonomy places the organism in Eukaryota, Metazoa, Rotifera, Eurotatoria, Philodinida, Philodinidae. The record is from the annotation of a GenBank genome assembly.